CGACCAUGCUGGCACGACCACGUCGGCGGCGAUCCUGGACUCCGUCGUGAACUACUUCGAGUUGGUCAUUCUGGAGAAGAAGCUGCAGCAGUUGGAAGCUCUUUGGAAAAGAGUGCAAGCCGAGACGAGCACAACAACUCACCUAGGAGAACUACCGCCAUCCCCUGUCGGUCAGGUGUCAUCCUUGGCCGCUCCCGUGCUCGGCCUGGCUGUGCAGAGGAAGCAAGCCGUCCUCCUGGACGACAUUCGUGACAAGCUGGAGACCGUGAGAACGUUCAGCUCGAAGCAGUUCCC
Molecule: messenger RNA, 294 nt
Organism: Amoebophrya sp. A120
Lineage: Eukaryota; Dinophyceae; Syndiniales; Amoebophryaceae
Source: the annotation of a GenBank genome assembly